Messenger RNA from Felis catus (domestic cat), 2498 nucleotides. RefSeq names its product leiomodin 1 (gene LMOD1). Lineage: Eukaryota; Metazoa; Chordata; Mammalia; Carnivora; Felidae. The transcript is spliced from 3 exons. Gene Ontology annotation, cellular component: myofibril; striated muscle thin filament. Gene Ontology annotation, biological process: pointed-end actin filament capping; muscle contraction; myofibril assembly. Gene Ontology annotation, molecular function: tropomyosin binding; actin binding. The record is from RefSeq and is a predicted model, not a curated record. Bases 1 to 1752 code for a protein of 583 amino acids.
AUGUCUAAGGUAGCCAAGUAUCGCCGGCAGGUGAGUGAAGACCCCGACAUCGACAGCCUGCUGUCCACCCUGUCUCCCGAGGAGAUGGAGGAGCUGGAGAAGGAGCUGGACGUGGCGGACCCGGAUGGGAGCACCCCCGUGGGGCUGCGGCAGAGAAACCAGACGGAGAAGCGGUCCACGGGCAUGUACAACCGGGAGGCCAUGCUCAGCUUCUGUGAAAAGGAGACCAAGAAACUUAUUCAGAGGGAGAUGUCCGUGGAUGAAAACAAGCAAGUGGAGCCCAAGACAGAUGCCAAGAAUGGAGAGGAAAGGGGCAGAGAUGCCAGCAAAAAAACCCUGGGCCCCAGACAGGACUCAGACCUGGGGAAGGAGCCAAAGAGGGGUGGUUUAAAGAAAAGCUUCUCAAGAGACAAAGAUGAAGCCGAUGGCAAAAGUGGAGAGAAGCCCAAGGAGGAGAAGCUUAUCAGGGGUAUUGACAAGGGUCGGGUCAGGGCUGCGGUGGACAGAAAGGAGGCAGGGAAGGAGGGGAGGGGAGAGGAGAGGGCAGCAGCCCCAAGGAGGGAAGAAGAGAAGAAAGGCAGUGACAGGAGCACGGGGCCAAGCAGAGACAAAGACAAGAAGAAAGAGGAGAAGGAGAUGAGUAAGAGAGAGGAUGACGGGAAGGGAAAAGGGGAGAGGAGGACCGUGGACGCCAGGAAGGAGGAUGAGAAGGUGAAAAGAGGAAGCGGGAACACGGAUGCAAAAAGGGAGAAUGAAAAAGUGAAAAAAGAGGAGUCCGUAAAUAAAAAGGAGCCCAAAGAAGAGAACAAGACCCAAGCCCUGGAGAAACAGGCCCCCGCUAGCCCCACCAAGCCCUCGGAAGGGCCUGCCAAGGCGGAGGAGGAAGCGGCCCCCAGCAUAUUUGAUGAGCCUCUGGAGAGAGUGAAGAACAAUGACCCAGAGAUGACCGAGGUGAACGUCAACAACUCAGACUGUAUCACGAAUGAGAUCUUGGUCCGGUUCACCGAGGCUCUGGAGUUCAACACUGUGGUCAAGGUGUUUGCCCUGGCCAACACGCGCGCCGAUGACCACGUGGCCUUCGCCAUCGCCAUCAUGCUCAAGGCCAACAAGACCAUCACCAGUCUGAACCUGGACUCUAACCACAUCACGGGCAAAGGCAUCCUGGCCAUCUUCCGGGCCCUCCUCCAGAACAACACGCUGACCGAGCUCCGCUUCCACAACCAGAGGCACAUCUGCGGCGGCAAGACGGAGAUGGAGAUCGCCAAGCUGCUCAAGGAGAACACCACCCUGCUCAAGCUGGGCUACCAUUUCGAGCUGGCUGGGCCCCGCAUGACGGUCACCAACCUGCUCAGCCGCAACAUGGACAAACAGCGACAAAAGCGGCUCCAGGAGCAACGGCAGGCGCAGGAGGCCAGCGGGGAGAAGAAGGAUCUGCUGGAGGUGCCCAAGUCAGGGGCGCUGGCCAAGGGCUCCCCCAAACCCUCCCCCCAGCCAUCUCCAAAGGCCUCGCCCAAGAACUCGCCCAAGAAAGGGGGCGCUCCAGCCGCUCCACCUCCGCCUCCACCUCCCUUGGCCCCACCCCUCAUCAUGGAGAACCUGAAGAACUCCUUGUCACCAGCUACCCAGAGGAAGAUGGGAGACAAAGUCCUCCCCGCCCAGGAGAAGAACUCCCGUGACCAGCUACUGGCUGCUAUUCGCUCCAGCAACCUCAAGCAGCUCAAGAAGGUGGAGGUGCCCAAACUGCUUCAGUAGGACCAGACUGCCGGGGGGCACUGUCUGCCAAUGCCAUGACUGCCCAGGCCUUGCCUCCCAGGCCCGCACAGACCCCGCCCACCCCACCCUGGCUGACCUGCUGUGGAUGUCCCCACUCUGCCGUGGGAGAGCAAGAGGCCUGGCCACGUUCAAGGAAGGAUGCCUGAUCUCUUCUCACUUUCCUUUUCUUGUCUCUGAGGCUCUCCAAAAAUUUCUUUCAUACCUGGAACUGAGGUUUCUGGACAAGAAGAGUCCUUUUAGCGUGUCAUUGAGAAGAUGGCAUGCCUGGGGCCCAAGCAGCUGUCAAGUUGCAAAAGGCCUGUGAUUCAGGAAAGAUGUCCCACCAGGACCACGUAACCAGCCCAGCCCCACUGCCCUCCAGGGCCAGGAUUCAGGCCUCUGAGGAGCCCUUGGGGCAAAGCUGCUGGGCCCGUGGCCCUCUGUGUGGGGCAAUGGCAGAAGAUUGAGAGGGCAUGAGGGCCCAAGGGGAGAAGGAGGAGGGGCUAAGGACAUCCUGAAACCCCUCCUGGGCUAAUCAGAGGACAUGGCAGGGACAGCUGGCCUGGAUGGAAAGUGCCUGGUGGGGAGUGGGCUCCAGCUGGGAGGAGAGGGACAGACGGCAGCUGGUCCUGAAGGUUUGAUGCCAAAGCAGACGUUUCCCUCACACCCACCUGCUGUUGUAUAAAUAGCUGUGUAUCUGUUUUUCCAUAAGAUUUUGAUAAUAUAUACAAGCCUUUAGUUGUGAA